This is a messenger RNA of Talaromyces stipitatus ATCC 10500, 1216 nucleotides long. Its product is annotated as nuclear pore complex subunit (SEC13), putative. Lineage: Eukaryota; Fungi; Ascomycota; Eurotiomycetes; Eurotiales; Trichocomaceae. The record is from RefSeq and is a predicted model, not a curated record. Bases 121 to 1038 code for a protein of 305 amino acids. Gene Ontology annotation, biological process: positive regulation of TOR signaling; COPII-coated vesicle budding; protein import into nucleus. The transcript has 6 exons. Gene Ontology annotation, cellular component: COPII vesicle coat; nuclear pore outer ring. Gene Ontology annotation, molecular function: structural molecule activity; protein binding.
AUACUCGAGUAUACCAACACAGCUUGCCAAUUACUCAGACCACCUCAAUUGCCUGCGAUACCUACGUGUAGCUGCAGGGAGCAUUUGCGGGUAUUUGACAUUUAGUAAAUAUUUCCAAUCAUGGCGCAGGUUAUUGCCAACUCUGGCCAUGAUGACAUGAUUCACGAUGCCAGCCUCGAUUAUUACGGGCGACGAUUGGCGACAUGUUCUUCCGACAAAACAAUCAAAAUCUUCGAGGUUGAAGGAGAGACACAGAGAUUAGUUGAUACGUUGAAAGGACACGAAGGUGCCGUGUGGUGUGUGGCUUGGGCGCAUCCGAAAUUUGGCACAAUCCUUGCUUCCUCCUCCUACGAUGGCAAAGUCUUGAUCUGGCGCGAACAACCUUCCAGUGCCUCAACCAACGGAAGCCCAUGGACCAAGGUCUUCGACUUCUCUCUCCAUACCGCAUCAGUGAAUAUCGUGUCAUGGGCGCCUCAUGAAAGUGGCUGUCUUCUUGCUUGUGCCUCGUCGGACGGUCAAGUUAGCGUGUUGGAGUUCCAGGACAACAGCUGGACACAUCAGAUGUUCCAUGCCCAUGGCAUGGGCGUCAACUCUGUGAGCUGGGCACCAGCAGCAUCUCCAGGCAGUCUCAUAAGCGCAAAUCCUGGGCCGGGUCAACAACGGAGGUUUGUCACUGGUGGAAGCGAUAAUCUUGUCAAAAUCUGGGACUAUAGCCCCGAGUCCAAGGCAUACAACCCCGUUCAGACAUUAGAAGGCCAUACCGAUUGGGUCCGGGAUGUCGCUUGGUCGCCCAGCAUUCUCUCCAAAUCAUACAUCGCUUCCGCUUCACAGGACAAGACAGUCCGGAUCUGGACAUCCGAUGCCUCAGCUCCCGGUCAGUGGACGAGCACCGUGCUUGAAUUCGAUUCUGUCCUGUGGCGUGUCAGCUGGAGUUUGAGCGGCAAUAUCUUGGCUGUGAGCGGAGGCGACAACAAAGUGACAUUGUGGAAAGAAAACCUCAAGGGUCAGUGGGAGAAAGUGAAAGACAUUGACGAAUAGGUCAAGGUUUUGUCAAAGGUGCUGGUGGCUUAAAAUGAUCUUACGUCCAUAAUCCUAUAUUCUUUUUCUUUUUUGUUCUUUUUUUUUUUUAGAGCAAUCUUUUCUUUCCCAUUCUGCUAGUAAUAUUAUUUCUGGCUAUCGUUUCUUAAUAACGUACAGUCAAGUUUCGAAAGGAGAC